This is a messenger RNA of Aspergillus puulaauensis, 3816 nucleotides long. RefSeq names its product putative NRPS-like protein biosynthetic cluster. Gene Ontology annotation, molecular function: phosphopantetheine binding. Bases 1 to 3816 code for a protein of 1271 amino acids. Lineage: Eukaryota; Fungi; Ascomycota; Eurotiomycetes; Eurotiales; Aspergillaceae. The transcript has a single exon. The record is from RefSeq and is a predicted model, not a curated record.
AUGGCGAUCCUUGAUACCACGAAAGACCUCGCCGCUCUCUUCACGCAGCAAGCCAAGGCGACCCCUGACGCCCUUGCCUUGGAGGACGACAAGUCCUCAUACACAUAUGCUGAGCUAGACAAGGAAGUGGAGGAUCUGUCGCAGCGUCUGCGUCGCUAUGGCGUCAGCCGGGAUAGCUUGGUUGGCGUGCUGCUCCCCCGCAGUGCACAUUAUGUCAUUGCCUGUCUGGCCGCCUUGCGUGCCGGCGGAGCAUUCCUCGUGCUGGAGCUGGCUUACCCUCCAGACCUGUUGGCGGAUGUGCUUGAAGACGCGACUCCUGCAGUGGUAGUCACCCACCGGGCAGAGACCGGCAAAAUCAAGGGCAAUGUCCCCGUCAUCACGCUUGAUGAGUCCGCUGCCGACGCCAAUGGCCACACUACCGAGCUGGCACCGCUGCCUGCCAGCGACGACCUGGAUAGACUGGCCUUUGUUUCGUAUUCCUCUGGCACAACCGGGAAACCAAAGGGCAUUGCAAACCCACACCGGGCUCCAGUUCUCUCAUACAAUCUGCGUUUCGGCGUGCAGGACCUCCAUCCCGGUGAUCGCGUGGCCUGCAACGUCUUUUUCAUUUGGGAAAUUAUUCGUCCCCUGCUGCGUGGAGCUGCAGUCGUCGCUGUCCCUGACGACCACAGCUACGAUCCCGCCGCGCUGGUGGACCUUCUUGCAUCGAAGCGUAUUAGCGAAACUCUCAUGACCCCGACUCUCCUUGCUACCAUUCUCUCCCGACACCCGCAUAUCGGCACUCGGUUGCCUGAGCUGCGUACGCUGUGGCUCAACGGUGAGGUCGUCACCACAGACUUGGCCCGACGAGCCAUCAAAGCACUGCCAAACACCCGCCUGCUCAACUGCUACAGCGCUUGCGAAACACAUGAAAUUGCGUGCGGUGACAUCCGCACAAUCUUGGAUGACGAAGCCCAGUACUGCCCGGUCGGCCCGCCGCUGGACCCGAAACACACCUACAUUGUGAACGAGCAGGGCGAAAAGAUAAAAGACGGUACCUGUGGCGAGCUCUGUGUCGGCGGACCCAUGCUUGCGAGGGGAUACAUCAACCGACCGGAGACAACGGCCAAGACUUUCAUUCCCAACCCUUUCUCGGGGAUCCCUGGUGACCUUAUGUACCGAACCGGAGAUCAGGCGCGCAUGCUGCCCUCUGGCCUUCUCGAAAUCACCGGUCGCGUGGGUGCUAUGAUCAAACUCCGCGGGUACUCAGUUGUGCCCGGAAAGGUCGAGAACGACAUCGUUAAACAUCUGGCCGUCCGCCAAUGCGCCGUGAUCCCUCACGGUGAGGGCGUGGAAAAACAAUUGGUGGCAUACAUUGUCGCCGACAAAGAGUCUAGUGAACAACGCCCGGUUGUUGAAAUCAACCCGUCGGGACACAGCCCAGGUGCUCGUAGAGCCCUUACACAGUUCCUCGCACAUUACAUGAUCCCAGCCCUGUGGGUACAAGUAGACGAGCUCCCAACACACGAGGUCUCUGGAAAGGUCGAUCUCAAGCGUCUCCCGCCCCCACCAACGGAGGUCGCUGUCAAUGGAAAUGGAAAGAAGGAGGAUCCUAUCGGCCUUGACGAUAUUGCGGCGGUUUGGGCGGUCGCAUUGAAGGUUCCCAAGGCGCAACUGCAGGCCGAAGAUAACUUCUUUGACCUUGGUGGUCACUCGCUUUCUAUCGCCGAUCUGUCCUCCAGACUGUCUCGGAAGUUCGGAUUCCGCGUUCCCAUUGCGCGGUUGGCAGAGAACUCGACCCUGGCUGGCCAUGUGGAAACCGUCCGUGGUGUCCGAGACGGCCACGCAGCCGCUGUACAGGCGGAUCUGCCUGCGGUGUUGCGCGCCGAUGCCACGCUCGACGAAAGUAUUCGACCGACAGAUGCAAAGAUCUGUUCGCUUACCGAUGCAAAGACAGUGCUGCUGACCGGUGUGACGGGUUUCCUUGGAGCCUUCCUCCUGAAGGAUCUCGUUGAAAGCACCAGUGCGCACAUCAUCUGUCUUGUAAGAUUCACCGAGCCUGAGGACGAUGACCAACCUGGCGGUGUUGCCCGAAUUCGUCGCAACCUCCUUGACCUGGGAAUCUGGCACGACUCAAUCAUGGAGCGUGUCCAGAUUCUCCCGGGUAACCUUUCUCGAUCGCGGUUCGGUCUCGCCCCUGAUGCAUUCGAAGAGCUUGCCCAGCGGGUCGAUGUUAUCGUACACUCCGCCGCCUCAGUCAACCUUGUCUAUCCUUAUGCCGCGCUGCGGGCAGCCAACGUAGGCGGUACUCGUGAAGUCCUUCGCCUGGCAGCCCAGGGUGGUGCAACCGUCCAGUACGUCUCAACCAAUGGUGUUCUACCGCCAUCUGGAGAGAAGGGUUGGCCCGAAGACACAAUGCUGGACGUGGAUGAUGUGCCAACCAAGCUGCUGGAUGGGUACGGGCAGACCAAGUGGGUCGCAGAACAGCUCGUCCUUGAAGCCGGUCGUCGGGGUCUGCCAGUGAGAGUCCACCGUGCCGGUACGAUCAGUGGCCACAGUCAAUCGGGUGCCGCGAACGCCUGGGAUCUGCUGUCCGCGCUGAUCGUCGAGUCCAUCAAGCUCGGGAAGUAUCCCGACGUGGAGGGCUGGCGCGCGGAAAUGACCCCUGUUGACUUUGUUAGCAAGGCCAUCGUUCACCUCGCAAACCAGUCAUCAGUCGAACAAACUGUUUUCCAUGUGGGUGACCCAGACCCAGUCAACACGCAGUCACUUUUUGAGAACCUGAAGCUGCUCGGAUAUGCGACCGACCCCCUUCCUUGGGACGAGUGGGUGGCACUUUGGACCAGCAAGCGCGGUGAGGUCAAGGGUGGUGAUGGUGGCUUCACAGUCGAUAUCCUUCGCAGCGGUAUGCCAUCGAUCGAGUUCCUGCGCGGCAUCGUCGUGCUGGAUAACGCUGUUACCCGUCCUAUUCGCCGAGAGGUCGAGCGACCAAAGGUCGACCGCUUCCUGCUCGAGACGUAUACUCGCCACUGGUUUGCUCGAGGGUGGCUGAGGAAGCCCCCAACUCGCCAGGGACCGCCAAGCCCUAUCUCUCGCGGUGCUUUGAGCGGCAAGGUGGCCGUUGUCACCGGUGCUUCGUCUGGAAUUGGAGCUGCGGUCGCUACUGCUCUGGCUAGAGAAGGCGCCCAUGUCGCGCUCGGUGCUCGGCGCCUUGACGCACUGGAAUCACUAAAGGCCAAGAUCUCUGGCCUCGGCGGCAAGGUCGCAAUUUGUAAAACAGACGUUACAGACAAGAAGCAGGUGGAGGCCCUCGUGAAGACCGCGAGCGACGAGCUCGGUCCGGUGGACAUCCUGGUCGCUUGCGCUGGUGUUAUGUACUUCACAAUGAUGGCCAACACCCAGAUGGACGAGUGGGAGCGUACGGUCGACGUGAACUGCAAGGGUAUUCUCAACUCUCUGGCAUCUACAGUACCGGGUAUGUUGUCGCGCGGGCGUGGACACGUCGUCGCCAUCUCAUCAGACGCCGGUCGCAAGGUCUUCCCCGGCCUGGGAGUCUACUCAGCCAGCAAGUUUUUCGUCGAGGCGUCCCUGCAAGCACUGCGUCUUGAGACCGCCGGUCAAGGUCUGCGCGUGACAGCCGUGCAGCCCGGAAACACAAACACCGACCUCUUGGACAUGUCGACCGACACAGAGGCCGUCAAGAAGUACGGCGGGGCAUCAGGGGCCCAGAUCCUGGUUCCGGAGGACGUGGCCAACGCGAUUGUCUACGCUCUGCGGCAGCCUGAGCAUGUCGCGAUGAACGAGAUCCUGAUUGAGCCGCGAGACGAGCCGAUCUAG